GUGGUGGUUUUGUGUUCUCGUAUGAAGAUAAUAUUUUAUAAAUGACAUCUUUUUGUGAGACUUGAACUCCUGAUCUUUAAUAAGCUAUGAUUUGCUUAUAGCCUGAAUACCAUUGGACCAAUUUCUGAACCCCGACCACUUGACAAACCAUACUUUUGUGGAGACAACCGUGGUCGUAGCCACCACCGCCAUGGUCGGACUCGGCUGGAUACCUCCACCACCACUAAUAAAAAUGGGGCCUUUUCUCUAAAUUUAACUACCUCCAACACAAAAACAAAAACAAAAAAUCCAAGUAGGAAAAUCCACCUCCACGUGGAAGAAGCAUAACCUUGAAUCUCACACCUUACCUUUCGAACUUUUUUUUUUGAUUCUUCAAGUCUCAGAUUCCGGUUAUCUUUAUCAAUCUCUGAAAAAUUAAUAGAAAUGGCGGCAGCCAUAUCUGCUCUCUCACCUAAAUCAACCACUGCCCUUCAAACCCUAGAUCUUCUCAAACAACCCAAUUUUAAGUUCUUUAGUGGGUCCCCAUUAGAAGAGUUUUCUUUAAAUUUGCGACCAGGUUGUGGCAGUAAAGCUAGGGAAUUUUCCGGUUUGGUGGUUUCCGGUUCUGCCGGAGCCACCACCACUUGCGACGGUGGUAGUGGUGGUGGUAGACGUGAUGUCAAGACUGCGGUAAAUUCUGAUGUAAAAGACUGCAUAUGGCUGUCCCAUUCAGCAAAAAGAACAUCAAGAAACCAUACUAUCCUGGAAAGGCAUUACAGGAAUGCAACAAAGGUUUAUGCAACAAGGAGAAGGAGAUCAAACAUGGAGACGGAUACAUAUGUUCUAAUGGAGCCAGGGAAGCCUGAAGAAUUUGUAAGUGAGGAAGAACUGAGAGUCAGAUUGAAGGGUUGGCUAGAAAAUUGGCCAGCUACAUCACUGCCUCCUGAUCUUGCGAUAUUUGAAUCCAUUGAUGAUGCUGUUACACACCUUGUAAAGUCGGUUUGUGAACUUGAAAUCGAUGGGGAUGUUGGCUCGAUCCAAUGGUAUGAAGUUAGGUUGGAAUGAAAGUCAUUCGAGAAAUUUGCCUUGACAAAUCAAAUCAUAUUGUGUAGCUUCUUAAAAUGUAUUGUAUCACUUCUUUUCAUGGGUGUGUCCAUCUUCUUUUAU
Messenger RNA from Cynara cardunculus var. scolymus (artichoke), 1146 nucleotides. RefSeq lists its product as uncharacterized. The transcript is spliced from 3 exons. Lineage: Eukaryota; Viridiplantae; Streptophyta; Magnoliopsida; Asterales; Asteraceae. Gene Ontology annotation, cellular component: chloroplast stroma. The coding region runs from base 424 to 1044 and encodes 206 amino acids. The record is from RefSeq and is a predicted model, not a curated record.